This is a messenger RNA of Penicillium roqueforti, 2586 nucleotides long. RefSeq lists its product as uncharacterized. The transcript has 3 exons. The coding region runs from base 1 to 2586 and encodes 861 amino acids. Gene Ontology annotation, molecular function: protein binding. NCBI's taxonomy places the organism in Eukaryota, Fungi, Ascomycota, Eurotiomycetes, Eurotiales, Aspergillaceae. The record is from RefSeq and is a predicted model, not a curated record.
AUGGAUAUCAUUCCUCCUUCUUACGAAUCAGCAACAGACAGAGAUGCUUGGACAAUUAUUGCUCGCUAUAUCCCUUCCAGCGACCUAUGCGCUGCAUCUUUAGUCUGCCACAGAUGGCAUGGUCUAUUUAUGCCCUUCCUCUGGGGUAAUCCUGCAUCUCACUUUGGUACAGAUAAUGAUGCAGUCUAUGUGGCUCUCACGCGAUUCCGAAGAACACUCAAAUAUGCCCGACAAGAGGUGCGAGCGUUAACCCAUACCCUUCAUCUUCCACCCGCUCUCUCGGAGAUAUAUGGUGGUCCGCGACCGGGCUGGUUGAGGGACAUUCUCGAAUGUCUGCCAUGUCUUCAGUGUCUGAUGGUCUCGAAGUUACCAUUCUUUGACCACCAUGCCAUGACAGCAUUGAAACCCCAUGAAAUGUCCAACCAGUACAAUAUAAGGCUCUUGUUGGCUGAACGUGAGCCGAAUGCCACUUCCACAAGUCUCGCAAAUACUCUCCUCUUGUUUCCAGCAUUGACCUACCUGGAUCUUUCGUACACCACCCCAGCACGAGACCGCAAUGUACUGUCUACGCUAGCUCAGAUGCCGUUUCUCCGGAUACUCAAAUUGCGUGGUAUUGGGCUGAAAGAUGAUGACGCCGAAUUUCUAGCCAAUACGAUUGGACAACGAGUCCGUUGUUUGGAUUUGAGAGACAACAUGCUCACUGACAUGGCAAUUCGAUUCCUGCUACAGUCAUCCUUUCUCCCGCCAGACGGAAGAGAAAUGCAAGAGAGUCCAAGGCAGGCCACGGCUUCUCCAGAUCCCUUCUCGCACUUUGCAAUCAAUGAGUCUGGCUCGGAUUUCUUCAAGCGGCCGGACUUGGAUGACCAGUUUGCGAAGCUUCUCGCUCAGCCUGUUUUAUUUCAUCCAUGGGUUGAAGACUUGCCGCAUACGGGAAUCACACAUCUUUAUAUUACUGGCAAUCAAAUAUCUCUGGAAGCUGUGGCGAAUCUUUUAUUCUCGUCCCGACUAUAUGCUCUCGAUUUCGGGACCAUAAAACCACCGGAUAAGGCACAUCACACGCAUCAUUAUCGGAAGGAGAAAUAUUCGGGAGCCGAAAAGCUAGUCCCAAUUUUGGGCCAAUCACAAACUAAAGACGCUUCAUCCAAUGAUAAGUUUCUUCCAGAGCUUUCAGCACAAGAUAGCCCCCGCGAAGUCGAACAAUUUGAGCUGGAUACCUCCCAGCAGGUUUAUGAGUUGCCCGAAGAGACAAGACCUGUCUUUGAACUUGCAGAUACAUCAACGACCGACUCAAUUAGCUCAUCUUCCAUGACAGAAAGGUUGAAAGCAUCCCAGACAUUGAAAUCCUAUGAGGACGAGCCUGGCCCGUCGGUUAGGCGUGGAUCAGCUUUUGCUCCGGAGGUCGUACAGCCAAUCCCUAUACACAGUAGCGCCAACGAAGGUACGGUCUUCAGUGCUAGGACAGAUACAUGGGAUACAGACCAGGCCGAGGGAAGCACCUUGCCAUCCAUUUCAAUGGCUUCAGACUGCGACAAGCUUGCGGCAGACUUCUCUCUCCAGGCAACCAUGCAAUGCAGCUCCCCAAUCUCGCCGAACGAUUCUCUCGCACGAACAGUACAGGAAUUGUUGGCAAAGCGACCACGUAACCAAUCAAUCCCACUUCAAGGAGGAAGAGAAAGCUGGUUCCCUUACCUACACCCAUCACAUAUUCCUCACAUGGAAUCUUUGGUGCUGACAGAUGUACCAUCACAUGUGACGCCUAACUCUUCAAUACUUUCUGCGCUCACUCGGUUCAUUACUGCCUGCUCAAACGAAGCAUUACUAGCAACUCUACAAGCAGGAUCAGACUACUCCCUCCCACCAGGGCAAGCACGCAUGCAAGCCGAGCAGCGGCGCUCGCGAUCUCUCUUUGGCUUGCGGCGUCUAGUUCUUGAAAUUAAACCUGUUGAUACCUCCAAGCUGACAUCAUGGAAACCCGGGAACCAAUAUAAUGCCACAGGGCAUUCAAGCACUGGUGACCGCGACUCGGAGAAUCUUUGGUCUGCAGCCGCCGAUGAUUUCAGCUUCUUCGGUGAAGAAGAGUGUGGAGUCCCCGAAAAUGACCCUGGCAAAUACUUUCCCAUGGCUGUGCUUAACGAAAAGGUCUCGCUUAUGCCGUCGGAGAGUGCCUCGUUGUAUUCACCCGAUUCUUCUUCGUUGCAAUCACCUGAUUCUUCUCGACUCGGGCGUCACCAUCCACAAAGUGCUGAGACCCCUGGUCCAACAGGAGCUACUAGAGAUAGAAAGCAACAGUGCCAGGUCCCGAUGAUUGACCUUGUAGCAGAGCUUGCGACCUUUCGUCGCCGCAAAAAGGCUGAGUAUGAGCAGGUGAUUCGACGUGAGAGAGGGCGGCGAAACACGGUUGGCACGGGUGCUUCCGGCAUGAGUAGCCUACUCAUGCCAUCAUCACCCCAUAUUGCUCUCUCCCAUUAUGUCGAAGGCCAUUGGAAGGGAGAGGUGAAGGUCGUGCGGGGCCCAAUGCCGAAGGUGCGGACCGGAACGGUAGAUAUGUAUGGAAACUAUUUUGAGAAAGGGUACCUGUACCCAUAA